Molecule: messenger RNA, 3517 nt
Organism: Mugil cephalus (flathead mullet)
Lineage: Eukaryota; Metazoa; Chordata; Actinopteri; Mugiliformes; Mugilidae
Product: glutamyl aminopeptidase
Exons: 20
Coding region: 175-3042 (955 amino acids)
Biological process (GO): peptide catabolic process; proteolysis
Cellular component (GO): cytoplasm
Molecular function (GO): zinc ion binding; metalloaminopeptidase activity; peptide binding
Source: RefSeq, a predicted model, not a curated record
CUCUCCACUGACAGAUUCCCACUUCUCCUCCUCUUCCGUCUCUCCACCCCUCAGCACCACAGAGGCAAGCUUUGGAUCAGCUUACACACAUACACGAAUAGGAGCCAAAGCCUGCAGCUCUCGCUUUAAAAAGUUGUGUUUUUCUCAAGAGAAGUUUCUAGGUUGGAAGUCACAAUGGUAGAAAGCAUGGAUUUGGAGAAGCAGCAGAAGCAUUACUGCAUUCAAGGUAAGCACGUAGUCAUCAUCUGUGUGAUGAUGGCAGUGUGCUCUUUGGCAUUGGGCCUUGGAUUGGGCCUCUCUGGGUCAGACCCAGCACCUACAGUGGGGCCUACACAGCCCCCUCCACCUGGCAGAGGGCCAUGUGCACCUUCCACAGAUUCCAGCGGGGACUGGAGGAAUUUCCGUUUGCCCAGCUAUGUAAAUCCAGUCCAUUAUGACCUGCACCUGGAGCCAGAUCUUAUUGAUGACACCUAUUCCGGCACUGUGGCUAUCAAAGUGAAAGUCGAAAAGCCUACUCGUCAUCUGUGGCUACACAUCAGGGAGACAUUUGUCACCACUAUACCCAGGCUAAAGUUUCUAAACAGUGCAGGCGGGGAGAGGGAAAUAGAAGUGAAAAGCUGUUUUGAAUACAAACCUCAGGAAUAUGUGGUUGUGGAGGCCACAGAGGAUCUGCCUGUCACUGGCUCAGAAGAGUUCUAUAUCCUUAGUCUGGACUUUCAGGGUUGGCUUAAUGGCUCUGUGGUGGGUUUCUACAGAGUUAUCUACAAAGAGAAUGGUAUCACCAAAAAGAUUGCUGCAACUGAUCAUGAGCCAACUGAUGCCCGCAAGACAUUCCCCUGCUUUGAUGAACCAAACAAGAAAGCCACCUACAGUAUCUCCAUCACUCAUGAUAUUAAAUAUCAAGCUCUGUCCAACAUGCCUCCAGAGGGUCCAGCUUUACAUCUAUCUGGUGAUAAAAUGAAAACGUCCUUCCAGAAGUCAGUUCCUAUGAGUACCUAUUUGGUAUGUUUUGCUGUGCACCAGUUUGAGUAUGUGGAAAGACAUUCUUCAAGAGGAAUUCCUUUGAGAAUCUAUGCCCAGCCAAGUCAGCUAGAAACUGCAACAUACGCAGCCGACACAACCAAGGUCAUCUUUGACUAUUUUGAGGAAUACUUCAACAUGACGUACUCCAUCUCAAAAUUGGAUAAGAUAGCCAUUCCUGAUUUUGGUACUGGAGCCAUGGAGAACUGGGGCCUCAUCACUUACCGGGAAACAAACCUGCUGUUUGAUAAGGACCAGUCAUCUUCCUACAACAAGCAGCGUGUGGCUAGUGUCAUUGCCCAUGAACUGGUUCAUCAGUGGUUUGGGAACAUUGUAACCAUGGACUGGUGGGAUGACCUCUGGCUAAAUGAGGGCUUUGCCAGUUUCUUUGAGUACAUCGGUGUGGAGAAAGCUGAACCUACCUGGGGCAUGCGAGACAUUAUGAUCAUCAGUGAUGUGCUUCCUGUUAUGGUAAACGACGCACUCCUUUCCUCUCAUCCAAUCAUUGUGAACGUGUCGACUCCAGCAGAAAUCACCUCUGUGUUUGAUGCCAUCUCGUAUAGCAAGGGAGCAUCCAUUCUCAGAAUGUUGGAGGACUGGAUGGGUAAAGAAUUGUUCCGAGACGGCUGUCGAAAAUACUUGAAUGACUUUUACUUCAAGAAUGCCAAAACAUCAAACUUCUGGGCAUCUCUUGCCAGUGUGAGUGGGUUCCCAGUUGCAGAGGUCAUGGACACAUGGACCAAACAAAUGGGUUAUCCUGUGCUGCAUCUAUCUGUCUCUGAGACAAAUGCUAAACUGAGCCAAAAGCGUUUCCUGCUGGACCCUAAAGCUGAUAUCACCCAGCCUCCUACACCACUUCAGUACAAAUGGACAAUUCCAGUGGAAUGGUACUCAGUGAAAAGAGACAAGCAUAUGAUGGAUUUGUUCAACAGGAGUGAAACAGAGCAUAUCAUCAGUGAGUACUCGCCCUCAGUGGAUGGACUGCUCAAGGUUAACAAUGAUCACAUCGGAUUCUACAGGGUCAACCAUGAUGAACACAUGUGGAAUGUUAUCAGUCAGCAGCUUCAAACCAACCACUCGAAAUUCGAUGCAGCUGAUCGUGCAAGCUUCAUUGAUGAUGGUUUUGCCUUGGCAAGGGCAGACAUUACAGAUUAUGGUAAUGCCUUCAAUCUUACCCAAUACCUGAGAAAUGAAUCUGACUACAUAGUCUGGGAUCGUGUGGCCUCCUCUAUUGCCUAUGUUCGGGACAUGCUAUCUGGAGAUACUGCACUCUACCAAAAGUUUCAGAAAUUGUUUCGUGACCAUGUUAAGGCAAUCUCAACACAACUUGGGUGGAAUGAUGACGGAACACAGACAGAAAGGUUACUAAGGGAGACUGUGCUAAGUAUUGCUUGCCAGAUGGGAGAUCAGGAGGCUCUGAACGAAUCAUCACGCAUUUUUGACCAGUGGAUUGAUAAAAAUCACAGCGUACCACCAAACCUGAGACUACUAGUAUAUCGAUAUGGCAUGAAGAACUCAGGCACUGAAAAAAAGUGGACAACAAUGUUCGAGAGGUACAAAAAUACUUCUCUGGCUCAGGAGAAGGACAAGCUGCUGUAUGGACUGGCAUCUGUGGAGAAUGUAAACCUCCUUAAUAGGCUCCUAGAGGCUACCAAAAACGAGAGUGUAUUCAGGAGUCAGGAUUUGUUCACCGUGGUGCGAUAUGUGUCCUACAACACUCUGGGUAAAAGUAUGGCUUGGGACUGGACUACACACAAUUGGGACUACCUUGUCAACAGGUACACUAUCAAUGACAGGAACCUUGGUCGCCUAUUGAAUCAAAUAUCCACCACUUAUAACACAGAUCUCCAGUUAUGGAAGAUGGAGCAUUUCUUCAGUUUGACACCAAAUGCUGGUGCCGGGGAGAUGCCAAGGAAGCAGGCACUGGAGACAGUCAGUAACAACAUCGAAUGGGUCAGGAGGAAUAAGGAUGAGAUUAGAAAGUGGUUGGAGGACCACAUUCCUGAAAGCCCCUCCAAUUAAGAAAACAGGUUUACAAAUACUGUACCUGUAAGGCAAGAGCAGAAUCACUCCCCUGUAGUAAUCAAAAUUUUCCCAUUCAUUACACACAGGAUGAGUUUCUUUUCUUGGAAGAGAACAAUAAUCACUAAUAGGUAGUGGUAGAUUAUCUUUUACUAAUCACAAAUAUAUUUGCACUACUAGUUUAUUUUUAUUACACGUUCCUCAAUACAACUGGGUUUUUGGGGGCGACAAUAGGCGACAAAUGCAAAAACAUUUUAUAAGCAUCAAAAAUUAUAUCUGAGAUGAUCUUUUAUCACGGAGCACUUGAUCUUGAAUUACUUAUAUUGCUAUGUUGUACUUACUAAUCUCAAAAUCUUUCAGUGCACAAUAUUGAUGCCCAACUCAAGGGUUGCAACAAUUUGUUUUGUCUAAAUUAAAAACGAAUGUGAACUUGUUGGAGAUGAAGAGUGGAAUGAAUAAAUAUUUAAUUAAAUUA